AUGUCGUCGUUCCAAGGCUGGAUAGAUCUGCCGCCGGAGCUCCUUUCUCGCGUCGCCGAUGGCCUCGACGACCUCAGGUCCUACACCAGCGUGCGGGGCACCUGCACGGCAUGGCGUCGCGCGCUCGCGCCACCUACGCCAUCGCUGCUCGUCCUCCACCGCGACGGCCCGUCCUGCCCCAACGCCUUGCACCCGAUGCGCGGCUCCUUCGAGUUCACGUCCACCUACCCGAUUAGGAGCUGCCUCGGUUGCGGAGGCGGGUGGCUUGCCCUUUCCGUCUGCCUCUACGACGGCCAAAGCCUGCUCACCCUCUUCCACCCAGUCACCGCCGCCGAGAUUCUGCUACCGCCGCUCAUCUACGACACCCGCUUGCUCUCCAAGAUCGUCUUCGUGCCUGACCCCACUAGGGACGACUUCACCGCCGCCACCAUCUGCGACAUCGACAGGCUCGCCUACGUCACCGCGGGGGCCAGGAGGUGGGCCAUCCUUGACCGCGUCCGUCUUGCCACCGGAGACCAGCUCAUCAAUGUCGUCUACCAUCAAAAUGGUAUGGUUUACUGCCUCACUCGGUUUGGGAAUGUUUAUGUGCUCCACCUACCGGAACGCCGCCGCCGCGAACCCGUCAUCAUCAAGGACCAGACAUUAGCAGAGGAUCUUGUAACGCGUAACAGGCGCAUCAUUCAAAUGCACAAUGUCGGAUCGGACAUGAACGCGCCGGCUAGCGUGCAACCACUGCUCUUGUCUUCGGCGAGCAGUUUCACCCCAGUGUACAUCGCUGUUUCGGAUUUGACGAGUGCCAAGAACCUGUUUCGGAUUGCUAGUUGUACGGUCACUUUGCAUCUGGCGGGAGGCGGUCAUCGCCGUAUAGAGGAUGAUGAAAUAUUUGUUCUCAAGUAUGAUCCCCGACGCAGGCCUUGCUGGGACGCGGUGGCUGACUUGGGGGGAUACUGUGACGCCCGGAUAAUUAAGCCACAGUAA
Molecule: messenger RNA, 978 nt
Organism: Triticum urartu
Lineage: Eukaryota; Viridiplantae; Streptophyta; Magnoliopsida; Poales; Poaceae
Source: RefSeq, a predicted model, not a curated record